Globicephala melas (long-finned pilot whale) is the source of this 7571-nucleotide messenger RNA. RefSeq names its product zinc finger protein 592 (gene ZNF592). NCBI's taxonomy places the organism in Eukaryota, Metazoa, Chordata, Mammalia, Artiodactyla, Delphinidae. The record is from RefSeq and is a predicted model, not a curated record.
CGCCAUGUUGUGGCUCCCGCAGCCGGCGCUGGGGACGCGCGCGGCCGAGCCCGGGGCCUGCAGCCGCCGCCGCCUCCAGUCAGUCCAGCAGCAGUCUGCAGACGGGCAUUUGGAAGCCACUGGACCAGGUCAUUUCUGAGGUCCACUUCAGCUCUAACAUCCUCCCUUGCCAGCAUCCAGCCAUGGGGGAUAUGAAAACUCCAGAUUUUGAUGACCUUCUGGCUGCCUUUGACAUCCCAGACCCCACCAGCCUUGAUGCCAAGGAGGCCAUCCAGACCCCCAGUGAGGAGAAUGAGAGUCCCCUCAAACCUCCAGGCAUGUGUAUGGAUGAGAAUGUGUCCUUGUCUCACUCAGGAUCAGCCUCAGAUGUGCCAGCCGUGAGUGUCAUCGUCAAGAACACCAGCCGCCAGGAGUCAUUUGAAGCGGAGAAAGACCACGUCGCUCCCAGCCUCCUACACAAUGGAUUCCGGGGCUCGGACCUGCCUCCGGAUCCCCACAACCUAGGCCACAACUGUGGGAAGUUUGAUUCCACUUUCAUGAAUGGAGAUAGUACCAGGAGUUUCCCCGGCAAGCUGGAACCUUCCAAGUCAGAGCCCUUACCAACCUUUAACCAGUUCAGUCCAAUCUCCAGCCCCGAACCCGAGGAUGCCAUCAAAGAUAAUGGGUUUGGGAUAAAGCCCAAGCACGCUGACAGUUACUUCCCACCCCCUCCUGGGUGUGAGUCUGUGGGGGGCCCGGUCCUGGAGGCUCUGACUAAGUUUCCAGUCCCAGAGCUGCAUAUGUUUGAUCACUUUUGUAAGAAAGAGCCCAAGCCAGAACCCCUGCCCCUGGGGAGUCAGCAGGAGCACGAGCAAGGUGGGCAGAAGGCAGUGGAACCUCACAAGGAGCUGGAUACCAGUCGAUUCUUUGGGGAAGCUUUGGAGUUCAACAGCCACCCCGGCCACAGUAUCGGAGAGCCUAAGGGGCUUGCCUCGGAGCUAGGUACCUGCUCGUCAGUGCCCCCUAGGCAGCGUCUUAAGCCAGCUCAUUCCAAGCUGUCCUCUUGUGUUGCAGCCUUGGUGGCCCUGCAGGCUAAACGAGUGGCCAGUGUCACCAAGGAGGAUCAGCCUACCCACACAAAGGAUCCCUCAGGGCCCACAAAAGAGGGCUCCAAAGGCAGCCCCAAAAUGCCCAAGUCACCAAAGAGUCCCCGGAGCCCUCUGGAGGCCACUAGAAAAAGUAUCAAGCCAUCAGACAGCCCUCGGAGCAUCUGCAGUGACAGCAGCAGCAAAGGCUCCCCUUCUGUGGCUGCCAGCUCCCCACCAGCAAUUCCCAAAGUCAGAAUCAAAACCAUUAAGACAUCAUCAGGGGAAAUCAAACGGACUGUCACAAGGAUCCUACCAGACCCUGACGAUCCCAGUAAGUCCCCUGCUGGGUCACCUCUAGGAAGCGCCAUUGCUGAGGCCCCGAGCGAGGUGCAGGAGGAUGAGGUCACUGCCCUGUCUGGGGCGGAGCACUUUCUUGAGGUGGGCACAAAUUCAGGGAGCCCUCAGGGUGACAGGAAGGGGGAUGAGAGCAUGACAAAAGCCAGUGAAUCUUCAACUUCCUGCUGCAGCUCUGGGUCCCGGGGCCCAAAGGGGGCUGCCUCGGGCUCACAGAUGGGCAAGAAGCAGCAGCAGAGCACAGCACUGCAGGCAUCCACCCUGGCCCCUGCCAACCUCCUGCCCAAAGCCGUGCACCUGGCCAACCUGAAUCUGGUCCCCCACAGUGUGGCCGCGUCCGUGACGGCCAAGUCCUCAGCACAGAGGCGGAGCCAGCCACAGCUCACGCAGAUGUCGGUGCCCCUGGUCCACCAGGUGAAAAAGGCCGCCCCACUGGUUGUGGAGGUCUUCAACAAGGUCCUCCACAGCUCCAACCCCGUGCCCCUCUACGCGCCAAAUCUCAGCCCGCCUGCGGACAGCAGGAUCCACGUGCCGGCCAGUGGGUACUGCUGCCUGGAGUGUGGGGAUGCGUUUGCCUUAGAGAAGAGCCUGAGCCAGCACUACAGCCGGCGGAGCGUCCACAUCGAGGUGCUGUGCACACUGUGCUCCCAGACGCUGCUCUUCUUCAACAAGUGCAGCCUGCUCCGGCAUGCCCGUGACCACAAGAGCAAGGGUCUCGUCAUGCAGUGCUCUCAGCUGCUUGUGAAGCCCAUCUCUGCGGACCAAAUGUUCGUGUCGGCCCCCGCGAACUCCACGGCACCAGCAACCCCGGCUCCCCCCUCCUCCCCCAAACACGGCCUCACUUCAAGCAGUGCCAGCCCCCCACUCCCAGCUUUGCCACUCUACCCAGACCCUGUGAGGCUCAUCCGGCACAGUAUCAAGUGUCUCGAAUGUCACAAGCAGAUGCGAGACUACAUGGCUAUGGCUGCACAUUUCCAGAGGAUGACGGAGGAAACCGAGGGGCUGACUUGCCAGGUGUGCCAGAUGCUGCUGCCCAACCAGUGCAGUUUCUGUGCCCACCAGCGGAUCCACGCCCACAAGUCCCCCUACUGUUGUCCGGAGUGUGGAGCCCUCUGUCGCUCUGCCUACUUCCAGACGCAUGUAAAGGAGAAUUGCCUGCACUAUGCCCGCAAGGUGGGCUACAGGUGCAUCCACUGUGGGGUAGUCCACUUGACCUUGGCCUUGCUGAAAAGCCACAUCCAGGAGCGACACUGCCAGGUUUUCCACAAAUGUGCAUUCUGCCCCAUGGCCUUCAAGACUGCCAGUAGCACCGCGGACCACAGCACCACCCAGCAUCCCACCCAGCCCCACAGACCCUCCCAGCUCAUUUAUAAGUGCUCCUGUGAAAUGGUCUUCAACAAGAAGAGGCACAUUCAGCAGCAUUUUUACCAGAAUGCCAGUAAGGCGCAGGUGGGCGUCUUCAAGUGCCCUGAGUGCCCGCUCUUGUUCCUGCAGAAGCCAGAGUUGAUGCAACAUGUCAAGAGCACCCACGGUGUUCCCCGAAACGUGGACGAGCUGUCAAGCCUCCAGUCUUCAGCAGACACAUCUUCAAGCCGCCCUGGCUCUCGAGUUCCCACUGAACCCCCAGCCACUAAUGUGGCUGCUCGGGGCAGCUCCCUGCCCUCUAGCCGCUGGGGCAGGCCGGAAGCCCAUCGCAGGGGUGAGGCCAGGCCCCGGCUGAGGAACACUGGCUGGACCUGCCAGGAGUGCCAGGAGUGGGUUCCUGAUCGGGAGAGCUAUGUGUCCCACAUGAAAAAGAGCCAUGGUCGGACGUUGAAGCGGUACCCAUGUCGGCAGUGUGAACAGUCCUUCCAUACCCCCAACAGCCUGCGCAAACACAUCCGCAACAACCACGACACAGUAAAGAAAGUCUACACUUGUGGGUAUUGCACAGAGGACAGCCCCAGCUUUCCUCGGCCCUCCCUCCUGGAGAGCCACAUCAGCCUUAUGCAUGGUAUCAGAAACCCUGAUUUGAGCCAGACGUCCAAAGUCAGACCUUCGGGCGGACAUUCCCCUCAGGUGAACCAUCUGAAAAGACCAGUCAGCAGAGCAGGGGAUGCUCCAGACACCAGCAAUGGCGCGACUGUCUCUUCCACCAAAAGGCACAAGUCCCUUUUCCAGUGUGCGAAAUGUAGCUUUGCCACAGACUCAGGGCUCGAGUUUCAGAGCCACAUACCUCAGCACCAGAAGGACAGCUCCACAGCCCAGUGUCUCCUCUGUGGCUUGUGCUACACCUCUGCCAGCUCCCUCAGCCGCCACCUCUUCAUCGUCCACAAGGUGAGAGACCAGGAGGAGGAAGAGGCAGAGGCAGCAGAGCCAGAGGAGGGCUCUGGGGAGGAGGUGUCCGUGGAGACCAGGGAGAACGGACUGGAAGAGUGUGCCGAGGAGCCUCUGUUGGGUGACUCAGAGGCCAGGAGGUCACUGGGCCUGGCCCCUGACGAGGAUGGUGCCCAAGAUGCUCAGAGUCAACCACAGGCCUCUCAGGACCGGGACAGCCACACACCGUCCCCACAGGUGUGACUGGAAGCUUUGCAGUGCGCAGUCGGGUGGUGCCGUGGUGUCCUCCGCCUGCCACGCGGACAGUGGGAAAGAGAAGGCUCCACCCCGGUGUGAGUGUGGCUGGCUGGGCCCUGGAGCAGUGUCUGCCCUGAGCUGCUGGGGGCUGGGUGUCCCCCAGCCCCAGGAGAUGGCGGGGUCGUCCAGGACCCUCACAGCUCUGAAUUUGCUUCUGUUAUUUAUGGCUUUGUGCUGCUUCCUGGUACCCCAACUUUUGUCUGCGUCCUUCCAGCCCCAGGCUGCUUAAGUGGCCCAACCCCGAUGCUGUCACCCCAGCUAGAAACCCCUCAGCAGCUGUGCUCUUCUGGGAGGCUCCCCGCUCGCUGCCUUCAGCCAGGGGCUCCUGACAGCAGCUCUCUUUCUUGCCACUGGAGCCUGAGAAGGGGGAUGAGGGUGCUGGUGCAGUCCCUCUCAGAGAGCUCGCCCAGCCUGGCUUGCAGAGGGCCCUUGGUCACCAUGCCGUUCCUUUCUGUCUUCUCUGAUUCGUUCCCCAAAAAAGAGUCCUGGAGAAUUAAUUGUCACACUGGCCCAUCCUGUCUGUGUGGGGGGAGAAACUUCUGCAGCACACCUCUGUCUGGAACCCGGGAGAGCAGGAAACGCAGCCAAGUCAGGCAGGCACCGAGAGGCAGACCCCCUUCAGAAGGAGCUGUGCGUCCUUGUUCUGCUGCUGUUCUGCCUUUCCUGACGAGCGGGGUUUGGGGCGCAGAGACACUGGGAUAUUUGUACUCUUGCUCCUGUGCCAUUAGAGAGGCUGCUGCCCCAGGCAGGCCAGCCCCUCCUCCUCUCGGCUGCACCCGUGUUGCUCAGACUAUAUUUCAAAUAAAAAAAUCUUCUUACCAUGCAGGUAGGCUCUUGUAUUCCUCUUCCAGUGAGCCUGGCCCUACCCUACUCCACCUAAGACUUCCCUCAUUGUCCCAUCUCUGAGGGAGAACAGUGUUUCCUGCUGCCCAAGGACAGUCCUCUCUAGAUUUUGGAGCUGUGGUGUGGAAACCAGGAGCUCAGUACUUCUGAAGGGGUGAGGGGAGGGUCUUAUGCUGGUCAAGAGUCACCUCCAAGUUCUCCCCUGAGCUAGCAGCCUUGGUUUUUAGGGCUUAUUGAAAUUUUCCUGGGCACCUCCAUCUUUCCUACAAACGGUUUUUCAAACUAAGAGAACCCUUUACUGGUGGGAGGAGGGAGAGGGAUAGAAGGGAGGAAUUCUGUACUUUUCUUGCACUGUUCAAGAGGCCUUGAUAUCACCCCUGCCACAGGGAACUCGGGCGUGGCAGAAUUGGGAUUAGACAUGGGAGGCUGGGCUGUCUUUUCUCUGAUGGCAGAGUUAGGACCUGACCUAGCACAAGGAGCCGGCUGUGCGGAGGUGUCCUCUGACCUCUGCUCCGAGUAGCUGCUGCAGCCCUGCAUGGGUGGGAUGUGGGGCUGGGCCCAGCAGGAUCUAGUGCAGCAAAGGGAAGUGGGUGCUGACUGCAUUCUUAGAGGCGAUCCUUCAAGGAAGACAUUGAAUAUCAAUGAUAAAUUAUUAAGUCAGGUAAAUAUGCCUGACCUUUUCACAAUUGAAAAAAAAAUUUCUUCCUCUAUCAAAUGCCAGAUUUUUAGUGGAAAUGCUAAUGGCAUUGGGAAAGGUUAGCGCUUGUUUCAGUUUCAGAGAAACAGUGCUUCUUAAUGAUUGCCAUACCUGGCAAGGCCACCAUGUCCCUGCUUCCCAAGCAGGCAGCGAGGGCAAACCGGGCCUGAUUCCGGCUGCACGCAGAGCCAGAGCUGGCCCCAACUCAGCUGUCAUCCCUUCCUAAUUCCAGUUGCAGGGUGCCUACCCUGCACCCGGGGCCAUUCACAGGAACAGAUUAUAGAGGAGGCUGAUAGAAGCGUUUGAAAUGGAUGGCCGAACCACUUUCAGAGACAGUAUAGCUGGAGCUGGGGGAGAGGAGGUGGUGAAAUCACAGGUUUGACCUGUCCUGACCUCAGAUCUAUCUCCUUCCUGGGAAUGGUAUGGAGUGGAAAGAAUGUCGAGCCACUCACCAAGAAACCUGGGUCACAGCCUGGGUUCUGCCCUCAACCAGCUCUUAACAAACCCUCUUAACUUCACCAGCCCCUCCCCUUCAAGAUAGACCUAGUAUUUCCCAUCCAACUCGAUUCACAGGCUUUUGUGAGGUGAUAAGUAUGGAAGCAUUUUCUAGUUUAGGAAACACUAUCAAUGUCAGGGAUUAUUGACUAUGAAACACUAUCAAUGUCAGGGAUUAUUGACUAUGAAACACUAUCAAUGUCAGGGUGGAGUGUACCUUGCCGGCUAUUCAGACUUGAUGCUGAUGGUCAGUUAUGAUCGGUCUGGGACAUCUCUCCACUGUUUAGUAAGAGUGAUGAUUAACAGCACUUUAAGUCCUGCUUGUGGGCCCAGCAUCUUUCUAAAAACACUUUGCAGUGAUUCUCACUUUGUCCUCACAGUGAUCUCACAGUUAGCCUCCACUGUACAGAGAAGAAAACCGAGGCUCAGAGAGGUUAAAUAAGUUGCUGGGUGACCUUGUAAGUCAAGCCCAUCUGGUUCUAAAGUCCAUGAUGUCAGCUGCUGUGUUGCCUUAGUGACCCGGCUACUUUGGCUGGCUGCCAGCUUAUCAACAGUUUGCAGCCAUCCAGACAACUGCUUUCCUACCUCCCCUGCAGUUGGGGUGCCCCACUGAGCACCAGGUUCUCUUUGGAGUCAGUCUGUGCCUUUUCACCCCAAGGAGGGCCCUGUGCAUCACAUUUGCUUGUGGCGUUCCAAAGCACAUGCAGUGUCUCUGUGACCUUUCAUUCUCAUUGGGAUUUAUCUUGCCAUUUGAAGAUCAUUAUUUUGGUGAGGCUAUUACAGAAAAAGUGGCCCAACCCUCACAGGGAACAUGGUUCCCUCAGGGUCCAAUAUCUUCUGAUCUUUUUUUUUAAAGAUGUUUUAAAAUAGUUGUGCUAUCAUUUGUUAUCAGAAAAUGCUUGCUGUAACAAGCACUUAUCUGCUGGAGUGAAUGCUCUACUGAUCAAGUUAAACAGAUAAGAUCCCCACCCUUGUAGAAACUACAAUUUAAUACACUCUAAGGCUUGACAAAUGACUAGUAUUUAUUUUCCAACUCCUUUAUCUCUGUAAAAUGAUAUGCCGAAUUACUAUAAGCUAAUUGGUGUAGAAAGAGCUCUUCCCUUAACUUAUGUAAACAGUCUGGCUUUUGAAAACAGCUGUGGUUCAGCAAGUUCAACACACUUUGCCUUCCCCGAGACUGCAGAAAAACCCCUCUGCCUGCCCUGGUCAUCACUGUGUAUUCAGCUCUGGGCACACUUUCUUUUACUUGUUUUUAAUUUUUUUUUUCAUUUUUGGAAAAAAUUAAUACACAUACAUGGUAAGACGUCCAAACAAUGCAAAAAGAGAAUACAAUGAAAAGUAAGCUUCCCAAUGGAGGUCAGCCUUCAGUUCCACAUCCCCCUCUCCAGAAUUAAUCACUGUUUCUAUAUCUUAUGUAUCCUUCCUGAGCAAUUCUAUGCAUUUACAAGUUUUUAAAUAUGUAUAUUUAUAUAUCUAUUUUUAAUACAAAUGGUAGCAUUCUA